AUGCCACGAGGAAUGCACAGUCCAUUGCCUGCAUCGCUACGCAGCGAAUGCAUUAAAGCCAGUCAAAUCCUGGAGUCCUUCAUUAAUGGCUCCUUUCGUGGAAGCCCGGGCAAAGAACUGCCGGCGCGGGUUCUCGCUAGUGCCAAGGGCUUCGCUAUUUUCACAGCCUCUAGGGCUGGGUUUCUCGGAUCCGUUCGAUUUGGAUCUGGUAUCCUUAUUGCCCGCCUUGAUGACGGCAGCUGGUCAGCCCCCUCAGCUAUUGCAAUAGCCGGUAUCGGUGCCGGGGGCCAAUUUGGUCUUGAAUUGACCGAUUUUGUCUUCAUGUUGGAUGAUCAGGCGUUGCAUACAUUCUCUCGUCUUGGUAGUUUAACGCUAAGUGGGAACAUUUCUAUAGCAUUUGGACCAUUUGGUCGAAGUGCUGAAUAUUCGGGAGGCGCGAGCAGCAAAGGUGUCGCAUCUAUGUUCAGCUAUUCCAAGACAAAGGGGAUAUAUGGCGGCUUGACUAUUGAGGGCGGUAUGGUGCUAGAGCGUAGAUCAGCAAAUAAGAAGUUCUAUCAGCGUAAGGUAACGGUGAAUCAGUUGCUGAAGGGAGAGAUUGCACCUCCGUCAGAGGCAGAAUCUUUGAUGCGUGUUUUAGCUGACAAGAUCUUCUCUCCAUCCACCUCCGAGCUGUCGCGCAACCCUUCGGGGAGUGAAGCAGCAGAACUGUCAGGAGAACUGGAUGCACAACAACACAUCCCAUCUGUUAUCCAGGCAGGACUGGAUGGUAAUCAAGCCAUACAUGAACUUGAGGGAACACCAUCCAGUCCGCAACCUGCAGAGACACUGCAGCUUUCCGUGCAGCCUUCUACCCCUGGGCCCUCUAGAGAGCCUUCCGGGAAAGAAGAUCAAGAAUCUGGAAGGUCAUCUGAAAAUGCAUCUGGAGAGCCUUCUGAGAUACCGGGCCAGGAAUCUCCCGAGAAACCAUCUAAAAAUACAUCUGAAGAAAUAGCCCCUUCAAUCCCUGAGAAACCUUUGCCAUCAGAUAAGGUGACUCCCCAGGGCCCUUCGAACUCACACUCUGAGGAAUUGGCUUCAAAUGCCUAA
Molecule: messenger RNA, 1086 nt
Organism: Aspergillus tanneri
Lineage: Eukaryota; Fungi; Ascomycota; Eurotiomycetes; Eurotiales; Aspergillaceae
Exons: 3
Coding region: 1-1086 (361 amino acids)
Biological process (GO): actin filament bundle assembly; actin cortical patch localization
Cellular component (GO): actin cortical patch
Molecular function (GO): actin filament binding; phosphatidylinositol binding
Source: RefSeq, a predicted model, not a curated record